UCUUCGCGCAACAUUCGACUCGUCUCGGUAAACCGUGUGCAGGCUGGCCGUAGCCUUAGCGAACCACCACUUUUAGUAUAAUGUAUAUGGCCAAGUUCCGCCUUCCAUAGCUUUUUUUUUUGCGCCGCAAUCUGCGGAACGGAAUCGUUGUUCAGAAACAUAGUGAAUAAACCAGAAAAUACAAGCGCAAUGGGUCGUUCUGCCUCGAAGGAGCAACCGACAGCGAACAAUCCGUGGGAGGCGGAAAUAGCCCGGAAGAAACGUCGCGAGCAGGCAGCCAAGCAGCGAGCCUCGGAGCUGAAGCGGGCCGAAAAGCUGCGCAAGCGAUCGGAGAAGGAAGCUGCGAAAAGAGGUCGGAACACGCGAAACACGAAGAAAAGCAGCAGCAGCAGCAGCAGCAAACGCAGGCCCAAACUGGACGAUCUCAAGGACAGUGAACCGCCACCGAUUGUACGGAAGUCGAAAGCGAAACUCGAGGAGAGUGAUUACGACUCGGAAGCAAUCCGGUGGAUGCAGAACCAGCUGGCCUUCAACAGUGAUGUGUUUGUGCUGAACCAACUGCUGCUGGGGGUGCAAUUCUGCGGCAAUUACGAAAGAGAAAUGUGGGACGCGGUGGAGCGCAACCGCCACGAAGAGAACACCCGCAGCAGCAAGUUAUCGCGUCACUGCAAGACGAUCAUACUGCCCGAUAGACUACAGGAAGCCGUCGACCAGAAGGUGAAGUUUUUGGCGAAACAUGGUCCGUUCAAAAACCAGCUCCAGUCGCUGCACACCCAGACAUGCUACGUUGUGCACGAUAACAUCGAGGUGACCAACCCGGGAGAGACCUCGGUGUAUAGCAUCCUGACGGAUGCUCCGAUCUACAAGCUGGAGGUCGAAGACAACUUGGAGGAGAAGCUGAAAAAUGCGGGAAAACGAAGGAAGAUCAACUGUCACCACGGAUAUGUCAAACUGAAGAGCAUAGAGUACAUCAAGCCCAACAAACCAUCGCCACUGGAUGUGGUCUCCGGGGAUUCCAGCGAGUACGAGCAGUCCAAGCAGCAGCGAACAAUGAAAUUGAGUAGCACCAGUGAAAGCGAUAGCUUGGACGAGGAAGACGAAAACGGCGAUGAUGAUGACGAUGACCACGAGGUGCCGAUCACCAACUUUGGGAAGUUAAAGUUCCGUGACAGCAUAGCCAUUCAGAAGCCCCGAGAUGUCGGAAAUGGUUCGAUCUAUGGACUCAGUCAAUUGUUGAUCCCGUCGACCUCUACCAGUUCGACAUCUCCACCGAGCAGCGAGUAUGACUACGCAUACAUUACCGCGAUUAACACCCACCAGCCACUGAGCGUUAUGAAAAGUAUGUGCGAUGAUCAACCUCUCAGCACAACGGUGCUACCGGAUUACUGUGUGACAACGAUAAACUCCUGCUCCGAGCUAAAUCAAGGCUACUACUCGGACGAAGAAUCCGACGCGGAUAAACUGUUGUAUCUCUGCCAGAAUGGUCUACCGAUGAAGAGUGCCCCCACUGAGUACGUCACCGAGCAACGCCAGUACCUGAAUUCCAAGGGAUUCUUGGCGUAUUUCAUCAACCUGUUUCAAGACACGCUCGCCCGCGAGCUGGGGAUCGAACAGGACGCACUGGAAGCGGCAACCUGGAAGGGUGCUGUCAUCUACAGUGGUCGAUGGGAAAUUAUCCCCACCAUUUCCUGCCCUUGGCCGCGGGAAGCCAUCGAAUGGGUCCAAAGGAAGCGAGAGGUCAAAAUUAAUCCUCUGACCAAACAGAAAUACCAAUGGCCGACAGCGCCCAUGAUUCAGAAGGUUAAAUCCUUCGGUUGCCAUCUAAUUCCCACGGGAUACGCUCCAAAAACCGGCAACAAUCGCUUCCGUCAGUUGGAGUGGAAGAUCGUGUUCCCGGAAGCCGAACGGUACCUCGAGAGUUGCCUCAGCAACACCCAAGCCAAGAUAUACAUGAUCACCAAGCUGCUGUUCAAAACGUUCGUUGAUCCCGCGCUGACGGCCAAUAUGAACAUGUUUGGGAAUGAGCAUCUGCGGGCACAUUUGUUCUGGCAGUGCGAAAGUAACUACGCCGCCUGGCCAGAGGACUACCUCGGGGAGGCCUUGGUUCGAUUCCUGAACGGUCUGCUGGAUAGGAUCAAAACGCACACGCUGCCCGAUUACUUUCUCCCCAGUCGGAACCUGUUCGAAAACAUUCCCGAGCGGGUGCUGGUGGAGCUGCACAAACGAAUCUUCCGGAUAACCGAAAACCCGGUGAUGCACAUGCUGAUCGCGCUGCGGAAUUUGAAACUUCCGAGCGAGCAGGCGGUAUUCUAUCCGAAGAUCCGGAUCAAGCGGCUGUACUCGGUGCUGAUCAUCGACAAUCCGCUGAAGAUCGUCAACCCAAUGUUUCGGGAUGACAACGAGAACCUGGCCGCGGAGGAUUCAGAGGAAGACGAAGAGAACAGGAAAGAGGUGGCGGUGGGUUCGAUCGCGUAUUUCAACGCCCAGGAGGUGGAGUCGCGGAAGCAACGCACACGGAUAGUGCGCUUCAUGGAGGCGGAAAAGAUGAAAAAGGAGCAGGCGGCGAACGAGGAGCGAAAGCUUUCCGAGGAUUCGAUCGAUCUGAUGGUAAGGGUGAAUUGGAUUUGCUUCAAAUAUAUCUAUAUUCAUGGUUUUUUUUCUUGGUGGAAAUUCUAGUUCACCCCUCUGAAGCACAUGGAGAAUCUACGCCGGCAGCUGAUCUACAACAUCUUUGUGCAGCACUUCAUUGAGAUGGCACACGUGUCACACGAUUUCCGCUCGCUCAAUCAAGCGCUGAUCUAUCUGAAACAGUCGGAACGUCUCUGUAGUUUGCUCUCCGACGAUCAGGGCGUCGAGGAAGCACGCAAAUUCCUGUCCAGCAUCUACAGCUUGCGCAACGAGAUUCAGAAGACCAUAAGCAACGCCAGCUACGGACCGGCACUGCCAAAGCGGCAGAAUUCCCAGAAUCAGGGAGGUCAACGCAAUCGGCUGAAGUCCCCCCGUCAAAACGGUGUACAUAGACGACCUUCGUACCGCAACGUGAGUCAUAAGUCAGCUUCACCGGAGGAUAGUCUGACGGCAUCGCCGGAGAAAGAGAGAAAAAGAGGUCCGACCAGACGCCAGCUGGCACCGGUUCAGGUUCACGCGGGUCCGUCAACUUCGAGGACCAUGAAUCGACUCUCGGAGGAGCAGGAGGAUAUCUCCCGACUGCUCGGCAAUAUUUCCAUUAACGCUUGA
Toxorhynchites rutilus septentrionalis is the source of this 3237-nucleotide messenger RNA. RefSeq lists its product as uncharacterized. NCBI's taxonomy places the organism in Eukaryota, Metazoa, Arthropoda, Insecta, Diptera, Culicidae. The transcript has 3 exons. The record is from RefSeq and is a predicted model, not a curated record.